Molecule: messenger RNA, 732 nt
Organism: Trypanosoma theileri
Lineage: Eukaryota; Euglenozoa; Kinetoplastea; Trypanosomatida; Trypanosomatidae
Exons: 1
Coding region: 1-732 (243 amino acids)
Biological process (GO): chromatin remodeling
Cellular component (GO): Swr1 complex
Molecular function (GO): nucleosome binding
Source: RefSeq, a predicted model, not a curated record
AUGGCGAAUUCACACACCCCUGAUGCGGUAGCGCAGCAGCUGCAGGAAGAGCGUCUCGCGCGACUGUGUGACGACAAUGCCUUUGUGAACGUUGCGGAGGUGCUGCGGCGACAGCGGCGUGAUGGGGCUCCGGCCGGGAACGCCGAAACGGAGGCGGAGUUCCUCGAACCGAGCGCACUGCCCGGAGCGGGGCCUGCCCGCCUGCACCUCAGCCGCGCCCUCCUCGAGCAGCACCGCGCGUAUCUUAAGGCCCUCGAGGGUGGGCGGGACGGCGGUGUGGACGCCACGACCGCCUCCUCCACCGCCUCCGCCGAGUCCUCCUCAGGGGAGGAAGAGUCCACAUCAGGGCGGGGGAGGCGGCCGCAUGGGGGCGAACACCGCCGGGGGGAGGGAAAGAAGCGUAUGCGAAAAGAGACUGAACAGACAGAUGUCCGGGUCAGUAAAGUAAUGGACAGCAGUCUCGCGGUGUCACGACAGAUGGAACAAGAGUACCAAAGUGUUCGUACGUGGAGUCAACAACGGCGUGUGCCUCCAUUGGAGUUAGCUUCACCAAUGCCAAGUUACAUUUCAAUGGCGGCACCACCACCAACACACACAGGUGGUUAUCAUUUAUGUUCGGUCUGUUUACUUCCAGCAGGCUACAAGUGUCUGCGCUGUCGUAGGGCACUUUUUUGCUCCAUUGAGUGUCAUGUCAUGCAUGAGGCGACACGUUGUUUGAAAUUUAUAGUUUGA